AUGAGAAGAGGAAUGGUUCAACUUAUCGAACUAAUAAUUGAUGAAAGAGUCAGACGCCUGACAAAUUUACAAACUGAUCUAUUGAACCAUUAUUUAGGCCUACCUCUAUUAUUGUUAGGAACGCAAACGGUGUAUUUUCCUUCGAAACCGAUAAUGAAUUCGUUAUUUAAUUCAACAAUAAAGCUCUCUGAUCCAGCCAGAGAGCUGCAUGAGAAGAUGUGUUCUCAAGAAACUGGUAAAUUGUUCUCUCAAAAAGAGUUAACUUCCAUGUUAGACAACUGCUCGUUAAGUGAUUUAAUGCAAUAUGUUCAGGAACUUUUGGAUAAGAAUCUAUUGAAGUUAGUGAAACAGAAUAAAGAACUUAAGUUCCAAGCAGUAGAUGCAGCUGAAGCAGAAAAGAAAAGCGGGAUGAGCUCAGAUGAGGCUCUUGUCUACUCAUACAUCGAAGCUAGUGGAAGAGAGGGUAUAUGGACGAAAACGAUCAAGGCGAAGACAAAUUUACACCAACAUGUGGUUCUGAAAUGUUUAAAAUCACUUGAAUCACAGAGGUACGUAAAGAGUGUAAAGAGUGUCAAAUACCCAACCAGAAAGAUAUACAUGCUUUACAAUUUGCAACCAUCCAUUGACGUAACAGGUGGUCCGUGGUUCACAGAUAGUGAAUUGGACGUUGAGUUUAUAAACAGUCUUCUGACCAUCGUUUGGAGAUUCACAGCGGAAAGAACAUAUCCAAAUGGUUUUAACAACUUUUCCGACGAAAACGGUAGAGACGCACUCUAUUCCAGUAACGUCAAAAGUUACACCACGAUCGAAGAGAUCCUUGAAUUUAUUUCUGAAUCAGGAAUAUCUACAGAACAACUAACGAAACCAGAUAUUAGAUCACUGUGCGAAGUUCUUGUAUAUGACGAUAAGUUGGAGAAAGUAUCUUUUGAUUGCUUCAGAGUAACGUUGCAAAGUGUCUUACAGAUGACUCAACCUGUUGGGGGACAACAAAGUUCGAAAAGAGAAGAAUAUUCUAUAUUCAGUCACGGAAAUUCCAUGGCAGCUUCCAGUUCAGAUAAAGAUGUCCUAUACUUUGACGAAUGGACGCUGUGA
Molecule: messenger RNA, 1092 nt
Organism: Kluyveromyces lactis
Lineage: Eukaryota; Fungi; Ascomycota; Saccharomycetes; Saccharomycetales; Saccharomycetaceae
Gene: RPC34
Product: DNA-directed RNA polymerase III subunit C34
Exons: 1
Coding region: 1-1092 (363 amino acids)
Biological process (GO): transcription by RNA polymerase III
Cellular component (GO): RNA polymerase III complex
Source: RefSeq, a predicted model, not a curated record